Ostreococcus lucimarinus CCE9901 is the source of this 540-nucleotide messenger RNA. RefSeq lists its product with no specific name. The record is from RefSeq and is a predicted model, not a curated record. The transcript has a single exon. NCBI's taxonomy places the organism in Eukaryota, Viridiplantae, Chlorophyta, Mamiellophyceae, Mamiellales, Bathycoccaceae. The coding region runs from base 1 to 540 and encodes 179 amino acids.
AUGACUGCGGAGGAAAAAACCGACGACGCCGAUGUCGACCGAGACGCGUCGACGACGACGACGGCGACGACGGAUGCGCCGGUGACGGCGAACGAACGACGAACGAUCACGCUUGGGUUGCGAAUCACGCACGCGAGCGCGAACGUGCCGAGCUUGGCGCACUUGAUGGAGACGCACGAGAUCGAAGUCGACGCGGACGGCGCGGACACCGCCGCGGACGUCAAGCGGAAGCUCGCGGCCAAGGCUGGCGUUCCCGCGCACGAGCUCUGCUUGCGUUGGUUCGAUAACGUCAUCGGUCGCGAGCACGUCGGUCAGGACGUGUCCAUCGACGAUCGCGAUACGCUCGCGAAAUUCAACAUCCCGCGUUGGCUCGAAAAGUUUCCCCACUGGCGAUGCACGCUGGCCUUGCUCGAUCCCGCGCCGCGCGACCCGUACGAAGCCAUUCACACCGCCACUGCGAUUCACAAAGGGAUCAAGGACGUCGACAAGUACGUCGACGAUUUGCGCGGCACCGACGACUGGACCGAUCUCGUCAAGUAA